Varanus komodoensis (Komodo dragon) is the source of this 6021-nucleotide messenger RNA. It is a transcript of the gene DDX60, whose product is annotated as DExD/H-box helicase 60. The transcript has 38 exons. Bases 234 to 5429 code for a protein of 1731 amino acids. Gene Ontology annotation, cellular component: cytoplasm. Gene Ontology annotation, molecular function: ATP binding; double-stranded RNA binding; single-stranded RNA binding. The record is from RefSeq and is a predicted model, not a curated record. NCBI's taxonomy places the organism in Eukaryota, Metazoa, Chordata, Lepidosauria, Squamata, Varanidae. Gene Ontology annotation, biological process: defense response to virus.
CCUAGUUGAAUUCCCGUCGCAGGAAAAGGAAAGCAGAAAAUGCUGCUGCCAAUAAAAGGACUUUUCACUUGCCAUGACCAGCCCGAUCGCGGCACUGCCCUUCUGUGAUUGCAGGAGGAUUGCCGAGAAGGACCCGUUGAUCUCGGUGGAACGGGCGUCUGUAUGAAAGAAUAAUGGUCCAGAUUUAAAUACACACAGUAUCCAAAGUGGUGUCAACAGUCAUAGAACCUGUCAUGGCUUCUGAAGCAAGUGUUGUCAAAAAGAAAGACCCCUCAAGCACGCUCAACAAGCCCAAGAAGAAAAAGCAGGCAGCCUCAGCAAAUAUUUCAAGUGAACCAUAUUUAUACGAAUUCCAAAAACCAGAUCUUGAAAUAUGCAUGAGAGACAUUACUUGCAGCAUUCUGAAUUGUGAAAUACCGUCAGCAGAAUGUGUCAGCUUACUGAAUGAUUAUGUUGAAUCAGAGUUCUUUCUGAUUGAUGGUGAUUCAUUGUUCAUCACUUGUGCAAGAGAAUUAACAUUACAGCAAGGACAAAGCCUGCACUUCUUUUACCUAGUUGAACGCUUUCUCCUGGAUUUAACAAGCAAAGGAGCAAAAUAUAUCAUUGUUUUCUUUAAAGAUGCAGAACAUCUAUAUUACAGAAAUCCUGGUCUCCUUUCUUGGAGAACUGCAUUGAUCAUCCAUCUGAGGAAAAAUACUGGAAUUGAAAUACAUACUGAAUUUUCUAACUGCUUAGAUAGCAGCUGGAAAACAUUUUUGGAUGAGCACUAUCCAUAUUUUGUAAUAAUCUCUGAUGAAGGAUUGAAUGAGUUGCAGACUAAUUUUCUCCAUAUAUUUAUUAUGCAUACCUUGUCAAAACAAAUCAAUGUUGUACUUACUUCAGGUCAAAAAUCAGAUACAAUCCGAGUUUAUGGGUAUCACAUACGAAGUAAAUAUAAGCACCAGCAUUUUUUUCAAAAGAACGAAGCGAAGGUGAAAUCUUACUAUUGGUCACUGGUUAAAUAUUUGAAGGACUUCAGUGCAAAAGGAUGCAGUUUACUUUCUGGAUGUUCAAGUCUGAAGGUUUUGAUGACAAAGGUUCAGACAGAACUGCAGUUACAGAAGGAAAUAGAAAACCUCCGGUACAUCGUCUGUGUUGUCACCUGUUCACUGGUCUUGGAAUUCCACAGUCAGGGAAAUGUGGAAACAGCAUUAACACUGCAAGAAGCUGGAGACCUCAUUCGGAUGUAUUGCCUCAGUGUGGUUUUUCUUCAGCAUGUGCCCCUUUCACAGCGAGCUCAGAUUAGAGACAUCGAUGUCUGCUGGAAGAAGGAAGUACUAAAGUUUAUAGAGCAGCAUAAACUCUGUGAAUGUCAUGUCCUGGAACAUCUAGUCACUCAGACUUCAUGGAAUGUGGAUCUUUCCGCCUUGCCUGAUUUAAGUGAUGAUCUCUUGUGGAGGAACAUCGCAUUUUAUUUUGAAGCAGAAAAAAGCUCUGGGAUUGAUUUGGAUAUAGGAGCAAUAAUGAAAAGAGAUUAUGAGCUUCUGUGGUCACUUAUCACAGCUCUGUCUGAAACAUGUAAUAUUGGAACGUCAUUUCCUCUACGAACAGCAUCCAAUUCUUUUCUUGAAAAAAAAUGUUCACCUACCACAGCCAAUGCAUCAAAGAUGACAUUUCUUAAUCCUGGACUUAUACCAAUCAAGAAUGCUGUAGUGGAUGAAUUUGCUGGGGAUAUUUUAACUGGUCUGCCAUUUUUAAAAAGCAAUGAUUCUGCAAUUACUUCACUUAAGAAACAGAAAGAGUUUGAUGAACUUCUGCACUGGCAUUCAGGAAGACCCCUUAGUGAUGAUUAUGACAGAACAAAAGAGUUCUAUAAGGGUGGUUUUGAAGGAGCAAGGAAAGAUCCACAACUGUUUAUCCUACAACAGAAACAAAAGUUCCUAAGAUUUCAACGAUUUUAUGGGCAAUCAUUAGAAGGUAACUUGUCAAGAACAAUUGUUACUCAGUCAGAACGACCAAAGAAGGCUUAUGCAAAUGCCAAGAAAAGCAAGAAAAUCCAAAAGACAAAAGCAGAAAUUAUUAUUGAAGAGAACCAAAAGAGAAAGAGAACUGAAGAAGAGAAAAAAGAAGAACACAGAUGGGGCACUCUUUCAGUGAUGAUUGAAGCAAGCAUCAAAGAGGAUAUGGCAUCUGGUAUUCAGCAUCUAGAAGAAUUUCUGAAAAAUUGUCAGAGUGCAUCUGUGAAAUGUAGUGCAGAAAUGGCAGCACUAACCCUUUGCUUUGGUCUGUGGACAGAACACUGCAAGACAGAGGGCAAAACUGACAAGAACUUAAAUAUAGCAGUUGAAGUCAUGAGACGAAUCCAUUCUUUAAUUGUAAAAUAUGGACAUAAGGAUCUACUGAAGGAGACUGAUUUCCAGCAGAUUGACAAAUACCUCUGUAGCCUUGGAUUUGACAACCUGUCUACUUCUUUACAAUAUAACAAGGUUUCAGAAGAUGGGAGGAAAGACCUUAAAAGCAAGCAUUCAAAAUAUGCUGUCGGCAUGGGGUCUUCCCGGUUUCAGCUGAAGUGUAUGGGCCACUAUCUCAUACGGGAAGAGAGAGAAGAUCCUGAUCCCAGAGUGAAACAUUUUAUUCCAGAUACAUGGCAGAGAGAACUUCUUGAUAUUGUGGAUAAUAAGGAGUCUGCAGUAAUUGUUGCUGCUACGUCAUCUGGCAAGACAUAUGCCUCUUACUAUUGUAUGGAGAAAAUCUUGAGCGAGGACAAUGAAGGGGUGGUUGUGUAUGUUGCUCCUACAAAGGCACUCGUUAAUCAAGUGAGUGCGGUCAUUUACAAUCGAUUUAAUAAAGUGCUGCCAGCUGGUCUUUCCCUAUGUGGUGUUUUUACACGAGACUAUCGGCAUGAUGCUUUGAACAGUCAGAUACUGGUAACAGUGCCUCAGUGUUUAGAAAUCUUACUUCUGUCACCACAUCGACAAGCAUGGGCUGAAAAGAUAAGAUACGUUAUAUUUGAUGAGGUUCAUUGUCUUGGAGGUGAAAUUGGAGCAGAAGUUUGGGAACAUCUUCUAGUUAUGAUUCGGUGCCCCUUUUUGGCACUCUCUGCAACCAUAAGUAACCCCAAACAUCUUGUUGAAUGGCUGCAGUCUGUAAAAAGAUACUGGCAAUAUACGGAAAGUGUUUUAGCACAAGAUCCUGGCCUUUCCACAACUGUUAAGAAAAGGGCAAAAGUAACGAGAAGUUCUCAAUCAUACAAGGUUAAAUUAGUGCAAUAUGGAGAGAGAUACAAUGAUUUAGAAAAAUAUGUGUGCUCCCCCAGUGGUGGCGACUUCAUGAUUCAUCACUAUCAUCCUUGUGCUGCAUUAACUUUGGACCAUCUUGAGAGAUAUGGUUUCCCCUUGGAUCUGUCUCUGUCGCCUCGAGAAACAGUCAUGUUGUAUGAUGCUAUGGUAAAUGCUUGGACAAAUUGGCCAAGGGCAAAUGAACUGGACCCUGAGGAGUUUUUGAAAGACAAAGUGGUAAUCACAAAGGCAGAUGCAAGAAAUUAUGAAAAAGAGAUGAAAGAGGAACUAAAAAUGUGGAUUAAAUGUGGUAACUCUGAUAAGGCAAAAAAAGUGCUGUCGCUGCUUAAGCCUCGACCUACUCAGUGUUCUGAAAAUCAGAUGAAGAUGUAUUUUCCUCAUUUUGUUGAGAAGCUACACCAGAUGGAUAAAUUGCCUGCACUGUUUUUCCUAUUCAAUAUUCAUGAAGUGGAAAACUGGGCUAACAUAGUCUGCAAUUUCUUAGAAGAGAAACAAAGGAAGAUGCAAAUCUCAGGUUCUGCAAAGGAAGAAAAAUUAAUUAAAAAAAGUAAAAAGAUUGAAAAAUCAUUGACAGAAAAUGACUUUAAACGGACCCAUAAAGAAGACCAAAAAAUGGUUUGGGAGGCUGAACUUGGUAUCCUAAAGACUCUACUGGAUAAGAUUUCUAAAAUUCCUGCAGACUGCACAUAUGCAAAUGAAAAAGCUAUUGAUAAUGAGUUUUUGGACCAGAUAUUUCAUCGAGCACGAUUUCUAAGAAAACACAGCAUGCUGAAAAAAUUGGCAUUAAGAGGCAUUGGAUAUCACCAUGCAUCUGUGGAGCAGAAAGGAAGGCAGAUGGUGGAGAUGCUUUUCAGGAAGGGAUUUAUCCAGGUGGUAACAGCUACAGGAACCUUGGCUUUGGGAGUCAACAUGCCAUGUAAAUCUGUUGUUUUUGUGCGAAAUUCUGUAUAUUUGGAUGCAUUGAACUACAGACAGAUGUCUGGAAGGGCUGGACGACGUGGCCAAGAUUUGUUGGGGAAUGUAUAUUUCUAUGACAUCCCAUUACCUAAAAUAGAAAAGCUGAUUAAAUCAAAUGUGCCUGAACUUAGAGGACAGUUUCCUCUGGGCAUUUCUUUGAUACUGAGACUCAUGCUUCUGGCUUCAAAAGCAGAUAAUAAAGCAGAUGCAAAGGCAAAGGUUUUGUCAAUACUGAAGCAUUCACUUCUUUCCUUCAAACACCCAAGGAAGCUGGAGAUGUUGAAGCUGUAUUUUUUGUUUUCUUUACAGUUUCUUGUGAAGGAGGGAUAUCUGGAUCAGUGUGGUAAUACUACAGGAUUUUCUGGACUUGUGACUCAUUUGCAUUACCACGAACCUUCCAACAUCAUUCUAGUUGAAUUUCUUGUCAAAGGGUUGUUCCACAAGCUGUGCCAACCAAUCAAGCAAGGAUCAAAGGUUUUUUCAGAGGAUGUGAUGGAAAAGCUGGUGCUAGUACUGGCACAUCUUUUUGGAAGAAGAACCCUACCAGCUGCUAUUCUCAAGUCUACAAGGAAAUUUUAUCAAUCAAAGGUAUUUCUAGAAGAUCUCCCUGAAGAUUUUGCAGCUGCUUUGAAAGAAUACAACUGCAAAAUAGAAGAGAAUUUUGGACAGUUUUUGCAGAUUGUUUCUGCUCUAGCUGACAUGAAGCAAGAAUAUCAACUUCCACUUUCAGAACUUGAUUUUUCAAGUAAAGAACAACCCGACUCUCAACUUGCAUCUCAUUUAAUGAGUUGUGACACAGGAAGGACAGCAGUAUCACCUUUUGUGUGCCUCUCAGGAAAUUCAGAAAUUGAUUUGCAGCAUGCAAGGACUAUCAAUAGUGUCCUACUGCGCACAAUUGGCAUUACUGGUGCAAAUAUUCCUGUCCUCCCAUUGAAGCAAUAUGAUAAUCAGGGAAGAAGAAUGCCAAUCAAUGCAUAUUUGCUUGACUUUUAUAAACAUGGAUCUUUGGUAGCAAUGAAUCAGGACAAUGGUAUACAUGAGGGAGAAGCUUAUGUUUUACUGAAGGAUUUUUGCCUCGUUCUUCAAGCAAUCAGUGUUUCUCUGCGUGAAAUCUGUGACAAUGAGGAUGAUCAUGUUGUACAAGCAUUUGAACAAUUAAGUGAAAUUUUCUGGGAGAAACUGAACAAAGUGUGAAGAGAAUUUUUUAUAAACCGGCUUGGAAAUGGUACUUAACUCCAGUUAAAUUGAAUUACAUGAAUAAUGAAUAUUCCAACAUGUGCUGAAGAUGCAACCAAGAAGUGGGGACAUAUUUCAUAUGUUGUGGAACUGUAAAUAUAUGAGUUUGGGGAAAUGAUUUUUAAAGAAAUUGGAAAAAUAUUGAAUUUAAAUAUUAGAGGUUGACCCUGGAUUUAUCAUUAUUAUUCAGAGAAUAGAUGGGAUAAAAUACUAAAGAACUGAUGAUAAAUUAACAGCAGUAAGAUUAAUAAUAUCAAGGAAUUGGAAAACAAAAGGUGAAUAUCAUAUAGUAGACUGGUAUAAAUAAGUCUGGAAUAUAGCUAUUAAUAAGUUAACUAUGAUAUUAAAUGGAAAAAAGUUUGGACAAGUGAAAAUAAAUUAUGAAAGUAUUUGUAAACCUUUUAUUGAAUAUAUUUUAAUAAAAGGAAAGGGGUGUGAACCACCGCGAGAGUCAAUUCAGUACUGGAAGGAAAGUUGGACAACCUGAAUGAAUAAAUUAUCUUACGUUAAUUAGAGUUGUUGGUCCUGAUGGAGGUAACACCGAUGUUGA